This is a messenger RNA of Chrysoperla carnea, 2153 nucleotides long. RefSeq lists its product as uncharacterized. The coding region runs from base 272 to 547 and encodes 91 amino acids. The record is from RefSeq and is a predicted model, not a curated record. NCBI's taxonomy places the organism in Eukaryota, Metazoa, Arthropoda, Insecta, Neuroptera, Chrysopidae. The transcript has 2 exons.
UUUAAAUUAUUCACUGUCAAUACUUUAUUUUUUUAUAUUAAUUUUAUAUCGAUAUCGACUGAAGUGUUUAUUGAUUUGAUCGAGUGGUGAUAAAAGUGAUUGUGUACUUGUGUGUAUGUCGUAUCAGUUUUAUGGGAAAAGAAACUUCUAAUUGAUAUCUGCUACUUUCUCUAUUCAAAUAAAAAUUCUACAUCCGGAAGAAAUUGCAUAUAAUUGCAUAAAACAAACAGUAUUUUAAUUACUGCGACAAUACAUCUCAGAAUAUCGCAAAAUGGAAGCAAUGGAUGCAAUUUCAAUUCAAGAACCCAAAUGGAGAUUAGAUCGUCGUGACUCAGGUCAUUUAUUUUGGCGACAAGAUUCACAAAAAUCCAAAGUGAAAUUUCGUUGUGAUGUUGAUAUUAGAGAAUUUCAUAGACAAGACUAUGAACGUGACAUACAUUAUUGGGAUUACCCCGAAGAAGGUGGAAGUCAUCCUGUUGUAAUGGGAAUCACAUGUGCCGUUUGUUUAAUGGUAACCGUUAUGUUACCAUAUUUUAUUAUUAGUUAAACACGCAAGUGGUUAAAAUUAACGCAAUUCCAAUGGAAUUUAUUUAAGAAAAUUUUGAAUCUAGUUCAAACAACUGAGGAAUAAUUAUACAUAUCAUUAACAAUUAAUGUAGUAUUGGAAAAACUAUUUUAAUUAUUGAAACGAAAUACGAAAAAACCAAUAAUCGAAAUAUUAUUAUUAGUCGAUUAAAAUAUUUGGAAACCAAUAUUGUACACUGGUUAAGAAACGGUGGAAAAGUUAUCUAUAAUAGACAAGUGUAAAUGGAAAAAUUGAUUAAAAAAUGAUGGAAUUAAUCUGUAAUCAAAAGCACUCUGGCUACUCGUGAUGGAAAUAAUACAAUCAUCAAAAAUUUCUAGAUUUUUUUUUUUUAAGAGUAAACAAAUUUUACAAAAUUGUCCUUCACAAAAACAAUUAUUCACGUGAACAAUUUUGAUCUUUCUUUAUACAAGAAAAAAAAUUGAUAACCCUUUCGUGCUCAAUAAAAAUUAAAAUUAGUCAUUAAAUUUGAUAAAAUACUUCCGUUGUUUAGUUAAAACAAAUUGCAUGAUUGCAAAAUGAUAUUGAUUGGAUUAACAUUAAUGAAGUAUCGUGACCGGGUGUUUGUAAGAAAAAAAUUUUUAUAUCGUUUGUUGAAGUAGUCAAUUUAUUGGUGAAUUUUAAUAUACUCAUAUGAAUGUUUCGAACUUGUUGAAAAGUUCUUAGCGAAUAGUAGCAGAUCCAGAAAGAAAAUUUUCUUUUGUGGGACUUUAGAACAAAUUUAUUAUUUAUUAUUUAUACAGGCGAGGCUUUAUUCUAUCGAAAAGAAGUUUCGAUAAAAUAAAGAAAAAAUUGCUCCAAAUUCUUGACAUAAAAAGACAACUUUUAUAAUUUAUUCGCAUAACACGCGAGCCGUUGGAUUAAUUUUUUUUUUUAUUCUAUAAUUUUCUAAUUUAUUUAACGGCAGAUUAUAUAAAGCAUUUUUAGCUGUGCUAUGAAAUUAGCCGUUUUUACAUCAUCUAUCCUUUUACUUAUAAUUAUAGUGACAAAGUGGAAGCGCUGGAAAAAGUUAGCUACUAUUACUUCACACUUUCAUAAAAAAAAUAACUAAUAUUAAUACUCGACCCGAAAUUGAGGCUUUUUUAAACUUCUAAUCUAGAAAUUUUAUCGGCUAGAGAUUUUUUUCCAUAUCAUGGAAAAUUAUAAAUGCGAAAAUUUGAAUAUUUUGCGAAAUUUAUAUUUUGAAAUAUUGAAAUUUUUACGAAAAAGUAAAAGAUAUUGUUUUUUUUUUAUUCGAACUACCAAAAAUAUGUUUUUUUUAUGAAAAAAUUCAGGGGUAAUAAUAGGCUUAAUUGAUCGAUAGCCCUAAAUUUGGAUUCGCUACUGGAACGAUAAAUAUAUACCUACUGUUCUAAUUUAAGAAUAAAAGAGAAAAUUAAAAAUUUUGUUUAGAGUGAAUGAGAAUUAUUUUAAAAUAUUUCACAUACAUUCCAAAAGUUUUACGUAAACGAAACAAAAUCGGAAUUUAUAAUUUUCUUUAUUUCAACUAAUUCGAAAAAAAAAAAUUCUAACAAAAUUACUUGAUAAAGAACCAAAAAUGUUAUUAUUUACUGAACUGAAUAAUGUCGUC